AGAUGAAGUCCUCAGUACAUUCUGAAGAGGAUGAUUUUGUUCCAGAACUACCCAGAAAUGUUCACCCUCGAGAGCGGCCUGAUUGGGAAGAAACACUUAGUGCAAUGGCUAGAGGAGCAGAUGUUCCUGAGAUUCCUGGAGACCUCAAUCUGAAGACAAGUAACACUACAGCCAGUAUGAAGGUUAAACAUGUGAAAAAGUUACCUUUCACUAAAGGUCACUUUCCGAAGAUGGCUGAAUGUGCACAUUUCCAUUAUGAGAACGUUGAGUUUGGCAGCAUACAGCUUUCACUUUCAGAAGAGCAGAAUGACGUAACGAAAAAUGGCUGUGAAUCUAAAGAGCUGGUCUACCUCGUGCACAUUGCUUGUCAGGGCAAAAGUUGGAUUGUUAAAAGAAGUUAUGAAGAUUUUCGAGUACUUGAUAAACAUCUUCAUCUAUGUAUUUAUGACCGACGAUUCUCCCAGCUCUCAGAGCUUCCCCGUUCUGAUGCCCUGAAGGACACUCCAGAGUCAGUCACUCAGAUGCUUAUGGCUUACCUGUCCCGUCUUUCAGCUAUUGCUGGCAACAAGAUCAACUGUGGACCUGCCCUUACUUGGAUGGAGAUUGAUAAUAAGGGAAACCACCUUCUAGUACAUGAAGAAUCAUCUAUUAACACUCCUGCUGUUGGUGCUGCCCACGUUAUCAAGAGGUACACUGCUCGGGCCCCUGAUGAAUUGACCUUAGAGGUGGGUGACAUUGUUUCUGUCAUUGACAUGCCCCCCAAAGUGUUAAGCACAUGGUGGAGAGGCAAGCAUGGAUUUCAGGUGGGACUCUUCCCUGGACACUGUGUUGAGUUAAUUAAUCAGAAAAUUCCCCAGUCAGUGACCAACUCAGUGCCAAAACCAGUGUCUAAAAAACACGGCAAGCUCAUUACUUUCUUACGCACAUUCAUGAAGUCUCGUCCAACAAAACAGAAGUUGAAGCAGCGGGGGAUCUUGAAAGAGAGGGUGUUUGGUUGUGACCUGGGGGAGCACCUUCUCAAUUCUGGUUUUGAAGUACCCCAGGUUCUUCAAAGCUGUACAGCAUUCAUUGAGAGGUAUGGCAUUGUGGAUGGAAUAUAUCGUCUCUCUGGCGUUGCCUCCAAUAUCCAGAGACUACGCCAUGAAUUUGACUCUGAACAUGUCCCCGACCUGACAAAAGAACCUUAUGUUCAAGACAUACAUUCCGUGGGCUCCCUUUGUAAGCUGUAUUUCCGCGAGCUCCCAAACCCUCUGCUCACCUACCAGCUGUAUGAGAAAUUUUCGGAUGCUGUUUCAGCAGCAACAGAUGAAGAAAGGCUGAUAAAAAUUCAUGAUGUCAUCCAACAACUACCCCCUCCGCACUACAGAACACUGGAGUUCCUAAUGAGACACUUGUCUCUUCUAGCUGACUAUUGUUCCAUCACAAACAUGCAUGCAAAAAACCUAGCAAUUGUUUGGGCUCCAAACCUGCUCAGAUCAAAACAGAUAGAAUCUGCCUGCUUCAGUGGAACAGCGGCUUUCAUGGAAGUGCGAAUCCAGUCAGUGGUUGUUGAAUUCAUCCUCAAUCAUGUAGAUGUCCUCUUUAGUGGGAAAAUCAGUGCAGUCAUUCAGGAGGGGGCAGCUUCUCUAUCAAGACCCAAGUCCCUGCUGGUUUCCUCUCCAUCUGCCAAGCUGCUGACAUUGGAGGAAGCCCAGGCACGAACACAAGCUCAGGUCACUUCUCCAAUUGUGACUGAAAAUAAAUAUAUUGAAGUAGGAGAAGGACCUGCUGCACUUCAAGGAAAAUUUCAUACCAUCAUCGAGUUCCCACUUGAAAGGAGGAGACCUCAAAAUAAAAUGAAAAAAUCUCCCGUGGGCAGCUGGCGUUCUUUUUUCAACUUGGGAAAAUCAUCAUCGGUUUCUAAACGGAAGUUGCAACGUAAUGAGAGUGAGCCUUCAGAGAUGAAAGCCGUGGCCCUGAAAGGUGGCAGGGCAGAAGGAACCCUUCGUUCAGCUAAAAGUGAAGAGUCUCUUACUUCUCUCCAUGCAGUUGAUGGUGACUCCAAGCUGUUCCGACCCAGAAGACCCAGAUCUAGCAGUGAUGCACUGAGUGCCUCUUUUAAUGGAGAAAUGCUGGGGAACCGCUGUAAUUCCUAUGACAAUCUGCCCCACGACAAUGAAAGUGAGGAGGAAGUGGGGCUGCUCCAUAUUCCAGCUCUGGUGUCUCCUCAUUCAGCUGAGGAUGUUGAUUUGAGCCCACCGGACAUUGGAGUAGCCAGCCUGGAUUUUGAUCCAAUGUCAUUUCAAUGCAGUCCUCCUAAGGCUGACACAGAAUGUCUGGAAAGUGGUGCUUCCUUUUUAGAUUCCUUAGGGUACUCCAAGGAUAAAUCAAGCAUCAAUAAAAAGGAUAUGGAAGCAGGUGGUAGCCAGUCUCAGACUCCCGGAAGCACUGCAAGUUCUGAACCCGUCUCUCCGCUUCAGGAGAAACUGAGCCCAUUCUUUACCCUGGACUUGAGCCCAAGUGAAGAGAAAUCGUCUAAGCCAUCGUCAUUUACUGAAAAGGUUGUCUAUGCUUUCUCUCCAAAGCUUGGACGGAAAUUAAGUAAAUCACCUUCCAUGAACAUAUCUGAGCCAAUUUCAGUGACCCUUCCUUCUCGGGUAUCAGAAGUCAUUCCUACAGUCUCAACGACAGCAGCCCAGACUGCAUCUUCUCCCGCCUGGAACAGAAGCGGUGACGAAAGUGCUGUCAUAAAUAGAUCCCCCACCCAGGUAGGAAAGGUGAAAACAAAUGAGAGAGAGGCCCGAGAAGGAUGCGAGUCUGAAGCCCAGCCCCUGGACCAGGUGGCUGCUGCAGAAGUAGAAUCACCAAGAAAGGAGGAGCAGUCCAUCUCAAGCAGUCAGAGUAAGGCCGUACCUUCUGGACAGACUCAGACAGGAGCAGUUAUCCAUGACCCCCCUCAAGAUUCCGUUCCUGUCAGUUCAGUCUCUCUUAUCCCACCACCACCGCCUCCGAAAAAUGUUGCCCGCCUGUUGGCGCUAGCGUUAGCUGAGUCUGCACAACAAGCCUCAACUCAGUCCUUGAAGAGACCAGGGACUUCCCAGGCUGCUUAUACAAAUUAUGGAGAUGUAGCAGUGGCUGCAACUGAAGAUAAGCUGCCUAGUUCUUACUCCCAUGUUACUCAAGAUAAAGCCUGCUUUCCACCUGACAGGCCUGCAGAGCCAUUCCACCUCCAGAACAGUGCAUCUGGGAGCUGUGACCAGCUCAUGCCAGACACAGCAGCUCCUGGGGAUCGCACACAUUCCAGUGCAACUGAAUCUGGGGAUCAGCUCCACCAGGCAGACUUCCUGGGGAGUCAGCCCCAUCAAACCUAUUCAUCUGGGGACCCAGAAAAGGCCAGAAUCACUUCCAUUCCCUUAAUAGACUCUAAGUCUGACGAUCACAUAAGUUUCCCUGAAGACCAGUCGAGGAAGACUGUCGUGCCGACUGUCUCUUUUGCAGAUCAGGACCAGUCUCAGCUUCAUUUCUUCAGCGGAGAUCAACCCCCUUCUUAUCUUGGUGCAAGUGCGGAUAAGCCCCAUCCCCCCUCAGAGCUUGCAGACAAAUCUAUACCAUCUAAUUUGCCUAGGGACAAAAUCUACCCUCCUUCUGGGUCCCCUGAAGAGAAUAGCAGCACAGCCACCAUGGCUUACGUGACAACUGCUCCAGCAACAGCUGAAAUGAGCACCAGGGAAGCCAGCUGGGAUAUGGGUGAACAACGCACCGCAGCUGAUUUUGCUGCCGCCACCCUUCAGCGUCCUCAUAGAACUAAUCGCCCGCUUCCCCCACCUCCUUCCCAGAGAUCAGCAGAGCAGUUACCAGUGGUGGGGCAGGUACAAGCAGCCACCAAUAUAGGAUUAAAUAAUUCCCACAAGGUUCAAGGAGUAGUUCCAGUUCCAGAGAGGCCACCUGAACCCAGAGCCAUGGAUGACCUGGCUCCUGUCCUUGUGAGCGAUGGCGGUGCAGCUGCUCAGUGUCCUGUCUCUACUCCUGCUCUCCAGCCAGGCCUCCCUGAAAAGAUGUGGGAAGGUGCCAGGGCCCCACUGCUACACCUGCGUGCUGAGUCUGUCCCAGUGCACACUUCCUGUGGCUUUCCUGCACCAGUCCCCCCUGCCAGGACAAUGGAGGGUAAAGUUGCUGCUGCCAUACACUCCAGCACUGCAGAUGCGACCAGCAGUUCCAGUUAUCAUCCCUUUGUCACUGCUUCUUCAGCCUCCAUGGAUGAUAUUUUGCCUUUACCACUUCCUGUCCCACAACCUAAGCAUGCGUCUCAGAAAACUACUUAUUCCACGUUCGCUAGGCCUGAUGUCACCACUGAACACUUUGGUCCAGAAAACUGUUUGCAUUUCAAUAUGACUCCAAACUGCCAGUUCCGUCCCCAGAGUGUACCUCCACAUCACAAUAAAUUGGAGCAACACCAAGUGUAUGGUUCCAGAUCAGAGCCACCAGCCUCCGUGGGUCCUCGAUAUAACACGUAUGUGGCCCCGGGAAGAAAUGUGUCUGGACACCAUGCCAAGCCGUGCAGCCGGGUUGAGUAUGUAUCUUCUCUGAGCUCGUCCAUGAGAAGUGGUUGUUACCCCGAAGAUAUUCCACCAUAUCCUACCAUCCGGAGAGUCCAGUCUCUCCAUGCCCCACCAUCUGCCAUGAUUCGCUCUGUUCCCAUUUCACGGACAGAAGUUCCCCCAGAUGAUGAACCAGCCUACUGCUCAAGACCCCUGUAUCAGUAUAAGCCAUAUCAGUCCUCCCAGGCCCGCUCAGAUUAUCAUGUAACUCAGCUUCAGCCUUACUUUGAGAAUGGUCGGGUCCACUAUCGGUAUAGCCCAUAUUCCAGUUCUUCUAGUUCCUAUUACGGACCCGACGGAGCCCUCUGCGAUGUGGAUGCCUAUAGCACCGUACAGCUGAGGCCCCUUCACCGGUUACCCAAUCGUGACUUUGCUUUCUACAAUCCUCGGCUGCAAGGGAAGAACUUGUACAGUUAUGCUGGUUUGCCUCCACGUCCCCGGGCCACCGUGACUGGCUAUUUCUCUGGUAAUGACCAUAAUGUAGUGAACAUUCCUCCAACUGCUGAUGUAAAGCACACUUACACCUCAUGGGAUUUUGAAGACAUGGAAAAAUAUCGUAUGCAGUCCAUCCGGAGAGAGAGCCGGGCUCGGCAGAAGGUGAAAGGGCCUGUCAUGUCCCAGUAUGAUAAUAUGACCCCGGCUAUGCAGGACGACCUGGGUGGGAUCUAUGUCAUCCAUCUACGCAGUAAAUCAGAUCCUGGGAAAACUGGACUUCUCUCAGUGGCAGAGGGAAAGGAGGGGCGGCAUCCAGCCAAGGCCAUCAGUCCUGAGGGAGAUGACCGCUUCUAUCGGAAGCAUCCAGAGCCAGAGUUCGAUAGAGCCCAUCACCAUGGAGGACAUGGCAAUGGACAGUCAGAGAAACCAUCCCUCCCGCAGAAGCAGAGCAGUCUCAGGAACAGGAAGCUCCAUGACAUGGGUUGUAGUCUACCUGAGCACAGGGCACAUCAGGAAGCAAGCCAUAGGCAACUGUGUGAAUCAAAAAAUGGGCCACCUUACCCCCAGGGAGCCAGCCAGUUAGAUUUUGGGUCCAAAGGGAUCCCAGAUGCUUCUGAGCCCAUCAGCUACCAUAACUCUGGAGGGAAGUAUAUUACACCAGGGCAGGAAUCUUUAAGACUGAACCACAAAGAGGCAAGGCUCUCCAAAGAGCUGGAGAGAUCUCGGGCUUGGCAGCCUCCUGCCCCAGAAAAACACUCCAGAGACUGCUACAAGGAGGAGGAACACUUCAGUCAGUCCACAGUCCCACCCCCUAAACCGGAGAGGAGUCAUAGCCUGAAGCUCCAUCAUACCCAGAACAUGGAGAGGGACCCUGGUGUGCUGUUCCAAUACCAAGCACAUGGCAAGCGCCAGAGCAGCAUGACUGCUGUGUCCCAGUAUGACAACCUAGAGGGCUACCACUCCCCACCCCAGCACCAGAGAGGAGGCUUUGGAGGAGGAGCAAUGGGGGCGUAUAUGCCCUCUGGCUUUCCCCACCCGCAGAAUAGGACAUACGCUACAGCUCUGGGUCAGGGGGCCUUCCUGCCCACAGAGCUAUCCUUGCAGCAUCCUGAAACACAGAUCCAUGCAGAAUGAGCCCUGCGAGCAAUAGAGUUGAAGCAGCCUCUGCUGGACAGUGGACUGUUCUAUUUUUUUCAGUAACCAAAAAGAUUACAAAAAGAAAAAGGAAAAAAAGCUACAAAUCCCCCGACCACAUUAAAAAAAAAUAAGAAGAAGAAAAAUAAGUCACCAUCUUUUUUCCCUUCCUGUCUUAUUACCACCUCUUCCAACUAUAAACUGUCAUUUUUGUCAUUAAAAGAGAUCUGAAUGAUUAUAAAGCACUGUGCUGAAAACCUAGUAAAGAAAUUUGUCACAGAGCAUACUUGCCAUAUAGAGCUAAUUUGUAAGAGCCUGAGGACUGCCUUUACCUGAAUUUGAAUUUGACUUUGUCCUUCUUAGUAUUUGCUGUAUAGUUCAGAGCAGUUUAUAUCUUUUUCUUGGGAGGCUUUUGCGUUUUCUGUUGCAUUCCUACUGACUUUUUCAAUACCUAUGACACUUGCCCAGACUGACACUCAGUUUUUCUCACGUCAUUCUCCUUGUCUUAGAAGGGUCUGUGUGUUAAAUUAUAAAUUAGGUCUGAGAAAAACUUCUCCCUGAUCCUUCAGAUAAGUCUAUGGGACAUUUAGCAAAUUAUAACUAAAAAAUGAGGGAAUUAAGACUAAGAAUUUUAUAAGGGGUCAUCAUAAAAUGUCAGACCACUUAUACCCCGGCUGAGCCAUGGUCUUCACAUUCUUAUUUUUCUUAGCUGUUUCUCACGGUUCAGUGAACAGGCUCGCAUCACUGUGGAAAGGAUUGUUAAAAGUUAGAAUUACAGGCAUUUCUCAGGUGGAAGUUAGUGAACACUCUUAGCACCAGAAAACCGUAUCAACGCUUCUAAUGUGUUGCCUGCUUUCAGCUAUUUCUUUCCUAAAUAAUAUUUGGUAAAUUGUAAUCCUAGUAAAAACAUUUCAUACCGUGUGUUCUACUAAAGCAAAGUUUUUCAUUUUAAAAACCCCAGCAUGGUGUGACUGGAUAAACACACAUAAUUUAUCAUGAUUACAAACCUACAUGUUAAUUUCUGUUUUUAAACCAGAGCACAGGUUUCUUGGGAAUUCUUAAAGUAGCUACCUGUUAGUAAAACUGAAAUUUCCUGCAAUAACCGCUUAGGACACAGCCCCAUUUCACCCGUUGGAAUUCCGCACGGUUACCAUUUCCGUCCUGAGGACUCAGCGUGCUGUUUGUUCACUCUACGUCUGCAAUCGCAGUCUACUGUAAUUGCCAUCUACACCAGCAGUUCAAGUAUAUAGUUCGUAUAACUCUGUAGACAUGUUAAACAUGUUCAGUACCCAGGACUUUCCUUUGAAAGUUGCAUUCCUGAUUAGAGUUGGAGCAGAUGCCUCUAGCCUAAUCCAUUCCAUUUUCUCAACUCACCCCAUAACAUAUAUGCCAGACUAGCAAGGCAGUCCUUUAUCUACAAAACGAGUUUAGACUGUCAUUUCAUUCCAUAACUCUUAAUAAUACUUGAUUUUUAUACAUGCACAUGUUUUAAAUGCUCAGUUUGUAGAAGACCCUAGGAGAAUUUCAUUCCAUUUACUGGAUGGUCGCUGCUCUGGUUUUUUAAAACUUGGAAUUAACUUCUAUUUAGAGCAAAGGAAGAAAUCUUUUAAGAGGCUAAAUUUAUGCUGCUAUUAUUGCUGUGAAAUUGUAUAAAGAUUAGGAGUCAUGCCAGUUUUUUUAUUUUAAAAAAAAGUGAUUGCAUUUUAAGGGUUUAUAUUUAGGAAAAGAAAGUUUUAAGAACAACACAUGUAUUUAUAUGUGGAAAUACUCUAUAAGGUCUUUUGUUGUUGUUGUUCCCCCAGAAUUGAUCAGAGGGGGUCAAUAAACAUCAUGGUAGAAAUCUAAAAUACCUAUAUGUGAAAAGGUCUGUGGAAAUUUAGGCCUCUCCAUUAAAAGUGCAGACCCUACUAGCAUAUGUUCGCAAUGUUGGGAAACGAGGUAGGAAUCCUCCACUUAGCACACAAACAUCAGGUGCUGUUCGCAGGAGUUUGGUCUUCGGUGAAUACACAGCACUAAUUUUUUUUACCUUAACCAUCUUUUUCUCAAGUAGGCAACUCAUGGCCCCUUUGGGAUCACACAAGCCCUGUAAGUUCUCACCAGCAGCAUGGUGAUUACAAAGAGGAGCUGGUGUGACAAGGACGUACAGAUGGCUUUAGUAACAGAUUUUUUUCUCAAUGGUAUUUGGUAACUAGUAAUUCUAGUAAAACAUUUCACACUGUUCUAAAGCAGCUUUUUUUUUUUUUUUAAUUAAAAAGAAACAGAAGGAUGUGGCUGAAGAAGUCCUGUCCAAUUUUAAUAUUUGUGGAUUUGUUGUCACACACAUUGUUUACUCCUGAAAUUGAAGUCUAUUUUAUAAAUACUAAGGUUAAUUCCUCAAAGCAAUCACUUUAUUAAUAUCCUAUGGGCUUAGAAAUAUCAGGUACGUAUUUUGAAUACAGAAUAGGGACUCAAAUUUCUGGUAUAAGUGUGAAACACAAACUUUCAGCAAAAUCUAGAGUUGUUUCACUUAAUGUAUGUAGAUACAGCCUUAACUUUGGAUUCAGUUAUUUGAAGGACUUUGCCUGUAUCUUUCCCUUUCUAAUCUUGUAGGGUAGAAAUUGGAUGGCAAAUCACUGUGAGCCAGGUUACCUCAGCAUAGUUCACCUUGUGUGUGACUUCACAGAUAGGUUAAUUAAAUGUUACUAUUUCAAAUUCUGACAUGGAGCAUUAUGAUCAAGGAAAUGGAGCUGCCUUAUGCAUUAAACCCAUAAUUUUAUUAGUAUUUUCAUAUUCAUGUCUCCAGAUCUCAUCUUUUUGGCAAAAUUCUGAUGCCAUAGUUUGAUUGAAAUAAAUAUUCCCUGGAUGUCUGGCCAGAGACUUUGCUAACAGCCCCAGAGGUUUCAUUUUCUUUUUUUUUUUUUUUACUAAAUUUCAUCUGAGCCUUAUUGCUUACUGUAUUCAGUUUUCUUUUAAACAUGCAAUCCCUGGGAUGGUCCCAAGGAUAGGGCCUGAACAUUUUUAUAAUGGCAAAGCAUUUUUUAGAAGUUAGGGUCAGGUUGAAAAAUUCUAGAACUAAUUCUGUAAAGAAGCGGAACCAUUAAUGUAAGUGGGGAUAGAGAGUAGGUUAACACAUUUGAAGCAGCAAUAGAUGCAUACAAUGUAAAUUUGCAAUUUGCCCCUUUAGUUAAGGAGCUGGCAAAGUUCAUAUGUCUGUUCCCCGCCCUGUCAGUCACGCCACCCCCGCCCCCCCACCACCCUCCGCAAAUGUGUUGGAAAAGAAUCUUCUAAGCAGUGUGUGAAGGAAAUGAUAAUGAAAGCAAGAGUAUAUCAGAAAGUUACUUCCAAAUGGUUAGAGCAUGUGAUUUUCAGUACUGUGUGUUACGGAAAUGUCAGGAAUGGUAUAUUUUAACUGUGUGCAAGAUAAUGUCAGUGUGCACAGAGGGUCUUUUUUCCUUUUCUGAUUAGUACUGUUAGUGUUCAAAGAAUAAAAAUGUUUUACAGUUUAGAUUCUAAGGUAGCAAAAUCUGAAUUUUCAACCAUGACCUGCAUGAGAGAAGCAUCCUAGGAAGUCUUAGAUCAUACUUUUUGAGUUCUUAAUUUUAAUUUAUAUAGUGGUUUUUUAUGUUUUAAUAUUUUUGUGAACUGGUGUAAAUUGUUAAUGCAUAUAAGCUUGUGUAUUUUUGUAAAUAGUUUUGUGAUUUAUUUCUUGACCCAUAUGUAAAUAUUUAGAGUCUCAUUUCUUCAAAACUUAUUUGAAGCUGAGUGUGGGUUUGGGGGUUUUGUUUGUUUCUUUGUUUUGGCUGGGGGUGGGGGAAGAGAAGAGAUUUUGUACUCUGAUAAUCCAGAUGGAGAACCCUGUGGUUUAAAGCAAAUGUCCCACUGAAAGCAAUUCAAAUAUCAACAAAAUUAUUUCAGGUUAAAACAGA
Molecule: messenger RNA, 10051 nt
Organism: Pteropus alecto (black flying fox)
Lineage: Eukaryota; Metazoa; Chordata; Mammalia; Chiroptera; Pteropodidae
Gene: ARHGAP32
Product: Rho GTPase activating protein 32
Exons: 21
Coding region: 3-6146 (2047 amino acids)
Biological process (GO): small GTPase-mediated signal transduction
Cellular component (GO): nucleoplasm; cell cortex; Golgi apparatus
Molecular function (GO): GTPase activator activity; phosphatidylinositol phosphate binding; protein binding
Source: RefSeq, a predicted model, not a curated record